Molecule: messenger RNA, 7258 nt
Organism: Scophthalmus maximus (turbot)
Lineage: Eukaryota; Metazoa; Chordata; Actinopteri; Pleuronectiformes; Scophthalmidae
Product: WT1 interacting protein
Exons: 8
Coding region: 825-2969 (714 amino acids)
Biological process (GO): response to hypoxia; negative regulation of hippo signaling; regulation of DNA-templated transcription
Cellular component (GO): P-body; adherens junction; nucleus
Molecular function (GO): transcription corepressor activity
Source: RefSeq, a predicted model, not a curated record
AAGUGGAUAAAGUUGUGUUUCCAACGUCUCUGCCCUCCAUGUUACCAGUUGGCCGCAGCGUGUGGAAGGAGUCGGGCCAGGUGAGGCGUGCUUUGUGCGCUAUUUCAGUCCGCCCGGGAUGAAUGCAGACGUCCCCUUCUCUCUCAGCUCGUCUCCUUUCAGGGCCGGCCGCCCCUUGCUGAGUUGGUCGCAAUCAUUGUUUCUCCGCAGCAUUAACCACAUUCCAGAGAGGCGCAUCGCAUCCCGUCCACAUCCCCGCAUUCCUCUCGCGCAAACGAGUCCGCCGUGCGAAGCGGCGUCUAUCGGCGACUUCCCGUCGCUCCCCGGGCUCGGACCUUCGCCACGACCGGUGUCGGAGGCGUGCGGGAUUAUCCGGCACCGUUGAAUUUCCAGAACAGCGGCGGCGAGAGAAGUGCGGAUGGAAAACCGACACGGGCAAAUUCCUCCGCGCGGCGCGCCAUUGACUGUAAAGACCUUUCAACUUAACAAAAACUGAAGUUGACAAACGUAUCCCCGUCGGCCGAAACUGUGAGAAAGAGGGGUUUUUGUGUGCGUGUGCGCGCGCGCGUGUGUGUGUGUGUGUGUGUGUGUGUUUUAUCCCCCCCCCCCCCCCCGGCGAAGUGGGCAAAGCGGGAGCGGACGAUGCGACACUCGGCGGAGGUUUGCGAGCACGUCGGCGGGUUUGUGCGAGCGAGCGACGGCUGCGACGCGGCGUUCUGUUUUGAUUUCCAUGUGAAAUGCAAUUAGUGCUCCGCGCCGCUCGCUAGUUUGGCUCGCGGAGCGCAGCAGCGCGGAACUCGUGCCCGCGUCGGGAGGCGCCGAACAUGGAGCACUACCAGGGGGAUCUGGGGCUCCGGGCCGGCCAACUGAUGGAGGAGCUCUCCCUGUACGACGCGUACCAAGACGCGAUGUACAACUCGCGCAGGGACCUGGUGACGAAGCCCGACCGGGACUUCUCGGCGGCGGCUCCGGGAGCGGAGCGCAAAGGCGCGCCGGCGAGCGGCGGCGGCGGCAGCUCCGCGCUCCACCAGCAGCAUCACACCGUGGAGAACUUCACGCCGGCGAACAAAGUGUACACGGCGGCGCCCGUGCGCCCCGUCAACUGCAACCGGGCCGUGCCCGUGGAUUUCUGCGCGCCGCAGCGGGACGCCGGCUACGGCGAGGAGGGCUGCUGCGCCAAGUCCGAGGUGGCGCUGCCGUGCUACACGGGCGCCUCCGAGAGGCACCGGCGGUACUCGCUGGAGGCGCAGGGCCACAGGUACAGCACCGGCUCCGCCUUCGACGGCGUGCCGCUCAACAAGCCCGCGGCUCUCCCCGGCAACAGGUGCAACAGCGUGUGCAUCGGCGGCAGCCACGACGGCAGGUACGGCGCCACCAGCCCGCGGUCCAGCCCGGCGUCGUCGCUGUCCUCCCAGGAGCAGAGCAAGCACGCCAGCCCCAGGUCGAGCGUCAGCAGCCCGCGCGGCAGCCUGGCGGUGCCGGGUCAGGACAGGUACACGAGCCCCAGGUCCAGCCUGGUGCACUGCGAGGGCGGCGGCGUCCUCAGCCCCAGGUCCAGCUAUGCGAGCACCGCCAGCGACACGAGCAAGCACUCGAGCCCCCGGACGAGCCUCAACAGCUGCGACUGCUGCAGCAAGCCCAGCAGCAACCGCACCAGCGGCAUCAGCAUGGGCUACGACCAGCGGCACGCCAGCCCCCGGUCGAGCACGGCGAGCCAGUACUCGUUCACCACCAGCCCGAGGUCCAGCUACUCGGACUCGCGCUACGGGCCCGUGGUCCACCACGAGCUGGAGGGGGCCAUCCUGCACGCAGCGCCGCUGGCGAGCCCCCGCUCGAGCAUCUGCAGCCAGGACGGGGGCGCCCGACCGGGGCCCGCCGCGAACUGCGUGGCCAGCCCCCGGUCCAGCAUCUCCAGCCACAGCUCCAGGAGCUCGCGCAGCUCCCGGGGCUCGACGAGCGCCUACCCCGACCUGCAGCUGCCCUCGCCGCGCUCCUCGAUGCUGGGCAGCGGCGCGCACGAGGACCCGCCGCCGCCGCCGCCGCCGCAGGAGCUCGACCCGCACGCCAACGGGGGCCAGGGCCGCGGCCACCUGCAGGCGCUGUCGGCGGCGGCCGAGCCCCUGCAGCAGUCGGCCCACUCCGCGGAGAUGGCCGCGUCGUUCGGCUACGCGAUGCCCGCCAAGGCGGCGCCCUCGGGCCAGAGGUUCAAGCUGCCCUACCAGGUGACCCCCAGCCGAGAGAGCGGGCCCAGCCAGGCGGAGCGGCGGCUGGAGGCGCUCACCCUGGAGCUGGAGAAGGAGCUGGAGAUGCACAUGAAGAAGGAAUACUUUGGUAUCUGUGUCAAAUGUGGGAAGGGUGUGUAUGGAGCCAGCCAAGCCUGCCAGGCCAUGGGGAACCUGUAUCACACAAAUUGCUUCACCUGCUGCUCAUGUGGGAGGAGGCUGCGAGGGAAAGCGUUCUACAACGUCAACGGGAAGGUCUACUGUGAGGAAGAUUUCCUGUACUCUGGUUUCCAGCAGACGGCGGAGAAGUGCUUUGUGUGUGGUCACCUCAUCAUGGAGAUGAUCCUGCAGGCGCUGGGCAAGUCCUACCAUCCGGGCUGUUUCCGCUGUGUGGUGUGUAAAGAGGGUCUCGACGGAGUGCCUUUCACCGUAGAUGUGGAGAACAACAUCUACUGCGUUAAAGACUACCACACGGUUUUUGCUCCCAAGUGUGCCUCCUGCAACCAGCCUAUCCUUCCAGUCCAGGGCUCGGAGGAAACCAUCCGGGUCGUUUCUAUGGACAAGGACUACCACGUGGAGUGUUACCACUGUGAGGACUGUGGUCUGAAGCUAAACGACGAGGAGGGCCACCGCUGUUAUCCACUGGAAGGCCACCUGCUCUGCCACGGCUGCCACAUCCAUCGGCUCCAGUCGCAGGUCCCCGCCCACCCGCCGCCCAGCUACCCCCUUCAUGUCACCGAGCUGUGAGCGGGAGGAGGGUGGGCAGCAACCAAAGCCCCGACUCCCAGGUGAUCUGGGACACCAGCAGUGGGCCAAGAAAAAAGAAAGAAAGGCCUGCACCCCAUCCAGCAGUUCCAGGGAAGCCUCCGUGUGGCCAUCCGAGCUUCUGCCCCUGUCCUCAAUGGGACAGCCAGGCUGUGGACUAACACACUGUGCAGCUCCCACCACAAGCCCCACUGUCACAUGACAGGGCUGGGGGAAAAAAGGGUCCCCCUCCACCUCCGUCUGCGGUCCUUUCCUCCCCCCUUCCCCUUGGGAGCCUAACCCUGAAAGCCAAAACGCUGGCUCAUCCAGAGGCCCCUGGUGACGUCAUACCUUCUGACCCCUGCACAUUCAUCAAACACAGGGUUUUUGUGAUCGGAGGAGAGAACACAAACUUGUCUCUUACCCUGCUUCCCCCUCUUUCCCUUUCCAUGUUAUUUCAUUCCCGUGCUCUGACUGAAGCGGUUUACCGCAGCGGAUUCAACGGGGCUGUCAGGUCUGAGAGCGCCGCUGAUCUGAGCGGCGGCAGGGCCAGGGAGCGAGCCACUACAUUCCAGUGCUGGCUGUGCUGGACAGGCCCCAGGGGUGGGCAUGCUGUGCCUUCAGAGCGGGCCCUCUCUGUGCAGCUAUUAACACUGAAAUGGAAGCCCUGCUACAGGCUAUGCAAAGGACCCACCAGCAUCAUGACACAGAGCCGCGAGGAGAAAAAAAAAAGACUUGACUCCUCGCUCCUCACUUUGCACCACCCCAACAAAACAGAUGCACCGUAGCACGACAAGCCCAGAGGACUGACUGACAUUCCACUUAGAGAAAAUCUUAGCCGAGACCUCGAGAGAUUCACAAGCAGUGUCUUAAUUAAUGGUUAUAUUGUGACAGCAAAAGAAAAUUUUAGAUGCACAUAGAUUGUCUUUUAUAUAUGAAUAUAUAUUUUGCAGAUGUUUUCCACAUAAGAUUCCUAGAUGUAGAUUUGUUGUUGUUGUUGUUGUUGUUGUUGUUGCUGCGCUCGUGAUAGAGUCAGAGGUGAAGCAAGUUGUCUGAAGCCUCUGAAGACUGUUGGUCUUUUGUAUCAUUUCUCGUCCAGGACACGGAGUCUCCUCGUGUCUGUCCGUGGGUCAGAGAUCCACUGGCUUUUUUGAAGAGCAGACUCGGCUCCAUUAGAAUCUGCCUGCAGUUGUUUCCCUUCACUUUGAGUACCAAAUGACUCGUUCACAAAUGAGUUUGUUUUUACAUUUGGUUUUUCAUUCAGUUUUGUGUUCUAGUUAAUGCAAACCUUUUAAUCAUUCAGACCGAAGGGAUUAGUCUUGCUCAAGCUUUGCAGGGGUAAAAGGACGAUUGUGUAGUCAACUCCUACAAAAGGGGUACAUUUAUUGAUCUCAACUAAAGUUUGUGCCACUGUGGUGCACAAACUAUUUCACAGAGCUAUCAGGUUCAUCUUGAGUAUUAAAUCUAAGAUUUUUACCAUGGAAUAAGCAUUUACCUGGACUGUGCUUGUAAAAUAUCAACCGUGGGUGGAACUCGGGUGAAUUUGAAACGACACCUCCCUCUCCACUGUAUGAAUGUGGCAUUUUGCCAUCUGGUACUCGAAGAGGAAUGAAACACUGCGUGGUUAUUUUUCAAAUACCUUUUGCUUCAGGUCUGUCCAGGACACUGAUUCCUGGUAUGUUUUCCAGACACUGGUUUUGUCACUCGAGCACUGAGAACACAGCGUUCCUACGAGGAACCUCUACUUGUCCGCAUGCCUUAAGACAGAACAGGUAUGUUUGUGUGUCUCGCUCUGGGGCCUGUACCGUGAAGCCAGUUCAGCGCAGUCCGGCUCUCCUGGGUUUAUCUGGAUAACCUGUAUCACGAAGCUUAGUUAUCAAUCUUGUUUAAUCUGGAUUUACUAAUCUGGCUAUGAGCAUGUUCAAUUUGAAAUGAGCGGAGUUGUUAAUUACAAGGGACACCGUGAGAGGGCUUCGUUUUUAUUUCCAAUCAUCGUCACACUCAUGUUAAUCUGAGCUGCAGUGAUGGAAUCAGAGUUAAAAAACAUCAACAAUUUUAGUACAAUAAAAAUGCAGCUGUAAUCGUCAUUAUGUAAACUCAACUGUUUAAAACCAGAGUGGACAACUUGGCCGUCUGGAACCGCAGAGCAAUCCACUAAUCCACAAAAAAUGUCCAUUGUUUUUUUUCCAUUCGUCACCUUUAACUAUUUUUUUUAGUCCAUGUCGGGAUCCUGUAGGAACAAUAACUGUUUUUGCAGUAAUCUGAUUGGAAAGUGGUCAGGCUGUUGACAGGUUUUCAUCCGAGCAGGAUAACCUUGCAGCACAGGUUACCAUGGCGAUCUGCCUCCCGUUAAGAAAAAAGUGAGCCCGCUUUGUGAUACCAGGAAAACUAGAUUCAAGCCCAAAGAUAGCUGGACAUAUAACCCCCGAUCUCACUUUGUGGCACCGGCCCCCGGUGUGCCAUGAAAGUCUGCUGUUGUGUUUUGGGGGGCACACCCCUGAAAACCUGGAGCUGCUGGUCACACCCACGUUUUCAGGGAGUGUCCCUCACCCACCCACCCCAACCAUGUUUCCCUUGCUUCUUGUGGGUGUGUGCGUGUGCGCGUGUGUGUGUGUGUGCGUGCGUGUGUGUGUGUGUGUGUGUGUAGGCAGCUUGUAUGGAUGAAUUCACUGAGUACUGUGCGUUUAUAUGCAAAACAAACUAGACAUGAGACUAAAAAGCAAAUGUGGUGGUGCUAGAGGAAAUAGUCUCACAUGUUUCUGUUAUUAAUGAGUUCUGUUGUACUGGACCUCAAUAGCUCAUUCAGGACACAUGAAAGGUUGCAAGCCAGAAUUCAAGAUAUUGUUGGUAACUACGAUAGUGUAGCGGAACCGAGGAAAAAUGUUCAUUCAUUCCAGCACCAAGCAAAGAUCAGAGCUGCUGCACAAUUAUACAGAUAAACCCCCGAUCAUUUGUGCAAAUUGUGUAAAUGUUUGACGUACGUGUGUGUGUGUGUGUGUGUGUGUGUGUGUGUGUGUGUGUGUGUGUGUGUGUGUGUGUGUGUGUGUGUGUGUGUGUGUGUGUGUGUGUGUGUGUGUGUGUGUGUGUGUGUGUGUGUGUGUGUGUGUGUGUGUGUGUGUGUGUGUGUGUGUGUGUGUGUGUGUGUGUGUGUGUGUGUGUCCUUGUGGCAGGGCCAUGGCACAUGCACCACACUGUGUUUGCAGGGCAGCACAGCAUCCAACACAGUGACCCCUGCUCUCUCCGUCUUAACCCAGUGACGAUUUUAAUUUUUGAUGUCGGUCCAUCACGUACUUUGUUUCAGGUGUUUGCAUCUAAUUGUUGCCAUUUGUCUUAACCUGUAUCCAGUUGCUACACCAAUGGGUAUUUACACACGUUGCAGCCAAUGCUCCAGUAGCUCAUACAUGUAUCAUCCUCCGACUGUAGCCGACUCCACUCGUCUGGUGUUGGAUAUAGAAUAAAACAACCGCCAACUGUCAGGUGCAAACACUGGCCCAGCUCUUACUCAUACUGUAAUGCUGUAAUAGACACAGGCGCGAAAAGAUACUACUGAACGUGUCGAAGCAGAGACUGAAGCAGAGACUGAAGGCAGGGGUCACCACAGGCAGGAAGUGCUUUUUUAAUGUAACCUGAUGUAAUGAGAUUCAUUCGAAUGUAAUAAUGAUUAGCGUUUGUCCUCCUCCCGGUUGUAUAUUUUUGAAUGCAGAAAAGACAAAGGACUGCAUACUGUACCCGAGACAUUCCCCUGGUCUUUGGAUGUGUUUUACCUCGACUUGGAACAAAGGGCUCUGGUCAAGUCAUGUGUGCUGUACAUGAAGAAUGAGGCAUGUUCUGGACUUAACUGCACAAUAUCAACCCCUGAGGAAAAAACUUAACAAGACCAGAGUGUGUCCCCUUUAAAGAUGUCUUAAUUCACCUGUUCUAAGAGUGCUACUUCAGUUCCUAUUGCAUAGCCCACAGCUAGUUACCCUGUACAUAAAGAGGCUAGUUUUUGUAUAUUUUAUUUUUCUGUCAAAAAUCACUUGGAAAGAGAAGUUUUUUUUUCUUCUUCCUCCUACUGGUAGUUCCAAUAAGCACAUCUCAACACCUGUCACACAUCUUUUGUAUCUCUAAAUGUUUUGAUUACCUAGAUGGUUCAUUUAAAAAAAAAAAAAAGGAAACUAGAUCUAUUUAUCUAAACAUGGAAAAAGUCUAAAGUUAUUUAAUGUAUUAAAAAUCGGGACGUAUCAUUUAACUGUAGAUGACAUAAUCUGCUUUUUCAAUAAAGUGGUUUUGUAGCUAACUGCAAAAAAAAA